Messenger RNA from Scleropages formosus (Asian bonytongue), 1998 nucleotides. RefSeq names its product sia-alpha-2,3-Gal-beta-1,4-GlcNAc-R:alpha 2,8-sialyltransferase-like. The record is from RefSeq and is a predicted model, not a curated record. Gene Ontology annotation, molecular function: alpha-N-acetylneuraminate alpha-2,8-sialyltransferase activity. Bases 325 to 1455 code for a protein of 376 amino acids. Lineage: Eukaryota; Metazoa; Chordata; Actinopteri; Osteoglossiformes; Osteoglossidae. Gene Ontology annotation, biological process: oligosaccharide metabolic process; N-glycan processing. The transcript is spliced from 4 exons.
CAGUGGACGAGCAGGACGCGGGGAUGAAGAUGAAGAUGACGGUGGACAUGAUGAAGACGGCCGGGGCGGGGGCUGUUAAAUCCUGCAGACAGCAGAGAGUCUAGGACCCUUGGCCUGAGGAGGGGGAGGGGGAGCAUCGUCAGCAUCAUCCGCGUCAUCCGCAUCGUCCGCAUCGUCGUCCGCAUCCACGAGAGCUGGCGCGCGCGCGCAUCACCCGGCCGCCUCCGCUCUUUCAAGGCGAUUCCGUCGUUUCUCCAUGAUGAUGACGAUGACGACGGCUUCGUGAGCAUCUCCCCGUCCACCCCGCUCCCGCGCUCCGUCGCCAUGGUGCGCAUCGCGAACGCGCUCGGCUUCCUCAUCCUCAGCGCCGCGCUGCUCAUCCUGUCGCUCAUCAGCUACGUUUCCAUGAGGAAGGAGACGAGCAUCUUCUGGGCGCCCAGCUUCUCCAGCUCCGGGGCGCCCAGGAUCAUGUUGCACGCGGGAUUCCGGUCCCAGUUUGCCAUGAACUUCCUGGACCCGUCCUUCAUCCCCCUGACGAGCUCCCUGGGUGAGGAGCUGCAGCAGAAGAAGCCGUCCAGGUGGAGGUUCAACAGGACGGCCUUUGCUCUGCAGAGGAAGGAGAUCUUUCGGUACGUGGACGUGCCCAGCAACUUCUCCCUGGUGAAGAGCAGCGUGCGUCUCGGCCAGCUCAUGCACUUCGACUACUCGAGCCACAAGUACGUCUUCUCCGUCAGCGGCAGCUUCCGCUCUCUGCUGCCCGACUCGUCGCCCGUCGAGAAGAAGCACUACAACGUGUGCGCCGUCGUGGGCAACGGCGGCAUCCUGACGGGCAGCUCCUGCGGGCCUCGGAUCGACGGGUCCGACUUCGUCUUCCGCUGCAACUUCGCCCCCACCGAGCUCUUCCACAGGGACGUGGGCCGCAAGACCAACCUGAGCACCUUCAACCCGAGCAUCCUCGAGAAGUACUACAACAACCUGCUGACCAUCCAGGACCGCAACAACUUCUUCCUGAGCCUCAAGAAGCUGGACGACGCCAUCCUCUGGAUCCCGGCCUUCUUCUUCCACACGUCCGCCACCGUCACACGCACCUUGGUGGACUUCUUCGUGGAGCACAAGGGCCAGCUGAAGGUGCAGCUCGCCUGGCCGGGAAACAUCAUGCAGCACAUCAAGAGGUUCUGGAAGACGAAGCAUCUGUCGCCCAAGCGCCUCAGCACGGGCAUCCUCAUGUACACCUUGGCCUCGGCGAUGUGCGACCAGGUGCACCUGUACGGCUUCUGGCCCUUCGGCUGGGACCCCAACACGGGCAAGGAGCUGCCCUACCACUACUACGACAGGAAGGGCACCAAGUUCACCACCAAGUGGCGGGAGUCCCACGAGCUGCCCUCCGAGUUCAAGCUGCUCUACAAGAUGCACGAGCAGGGACUCGCCAAGCUCAGUCUCGCACGCUGUGCCUAGAAGCCGCCGGCGACCCGCUGACUGUGCCCUUGGCCAACCGCGGCGCACCUCCGCAAGCCACGCCCACUCAGUGCCACAAUCGCUCCGAUUUGCUGACGCAGCCCUGAUUUGUAAAUCCUGCCAUACUUGUGUUUCCUGCCAAAAUGGGCUGUUAGUGCCCCCUGAGGUGGCCUUCAGCUUCUUACGCUAGUGGAUGUAACCGCAGAUGAAUCCCAUGUGUUCUGUGCUUCUCUGAACCGAUGCCCAAACGCGAUGCGCCACGCCUUACGGUCACACACGUUGACCGGAGUCCAUAGCGAAUGUGCACACGCCUCUGUUCUCUUGUGGUAGCGGACAUGCGCACGCACACACACACACACACAGAGCUGUGGACCUCUGCAGCGGACACUGGCCGUGUCCCCCUCCCCAGACCAGUGACCUUGUUUACGGUCCUUAUGGAGAAGCAGCGCUUGCAUUCUCAUUGAACCCAAAGUGAAAGAGAACUGUAUAUUUUUCUAUAUUAUUACACUUACAGUGAACCGUAGCCAUGGGGGGGGGGGGGGG